Molecule: messenger RNA, 1384 nt
Organism: Pelecanus crispus (Dalmatian pelican)
Lineage: Eukaryota; Metazoa; Chordata; Aves; Pelecaniformes; Pelecanidae
Source: RefSeq, a predicted model, not a curated record
GCAAUCCCUGUCCAGCAAAGGUUAAAAGGCCACUUUGCAGGGGUUAGGACCUUGCCUUUUUCAGCUGAGUACUUGGUUGAAAUCAACAAAGUCUUGCUGGCCAUAGCUGAUGUUGAACUGCUGCUGAAUGCACCAGAACUAAAUACUGGCAUCUAUGAGGAUUUUUCAACUCAGGAAGAUGCACUGAAGAACAUAAAAGAUAUUUUGGAUAAACUUGGGGAUCAAAUUGCGGUCAUACACGAGAAGCAGCCUGAUGUUAUAUUAGAAGCAUCUGGACCUGAGGCGAUACAAAUAGGAGAUGCGCUAACCCAGUUGAAUGCGGAAUGGGAUAGAAUUAAUAGAAUGUACAAUGAUCGUAAAUGUGGCUUUGAUAGAGCAAUUGAGGCAUGGAGGCAGUUCCACUGUGAUCUCAAUGACCUCUCCCACUGGAUAACGGAAGCUGAAGUGUUACUAGCCGAUGCCCGUGGUCCAGAUGGCAGCCUGGAGCUGCAGACAGCUGGGCUGCAUCAGCAGGAACUUGAAGAGGGAGUCAGCAGCCAUCAGACCAGUGUUUCAGCAUUGAACAGAACUGGGGAAGGGAUCAUACAGAAACUGUCUGCUACAGAUGGGAGCUUCCUGCAGGAGAAGCUGGCGGGAUUGAAUAGACGCUGGAAAGCAAUCACCGCAGAGGUCAUGGAUAGACAACAGAGGCUAAAAGGGGAGAAUCAGCAGCUGAUAGAGUACAGAAAGAAGCUUGAUGAGCUGCGUUGCUGGUUGGAAAAUGUAGAAAAUGCUCUGGACGCAAGAUUUACAUUCAACCAUGAAGAAAACUUGCGAGAAUUACAGGUCUUAAGUGAAGAGAUGGAAGUACAGGGAGACAAACUGGAAUGGCUGAACAGAACGGAACCUGAAGUGCUUUUGGAUAAAAAUGUUGAUCUUCAGGAAAAAGAUAAACUUUCUGAUUGCCUGCAGUCCCUCAAUGUGAGGUGGAAUAAGGUGUUCAGAGAAAUGCCUGACAGAGUGAGAGAAUUGGAGGCAUUUGUUGGGCAGUCUCGUCUUGUUACACAGACAAAGCCUUCUGAUGUCCAAAAGGUGGUGCUAGUAUCUUCUUCAUUGGAAAUACCUGUUCAGACUCAGCAGGCUUUGGAACUUUCUGCACCUGCUGAUCUGGACAAAACUACAACUGAGCUGGCUGACUGGUUGGUAUUGAUUGACCAGAUGCUCAAGUCAAACAUAGUCACCGUGGGAAAUACUGAAGAGAUCAAUCGGACUAUUGCACGAAUGAAAAUAACAAAGGCAGAUUUGGACCAGCGGCACCCUCAGCUUGAUUCUGUUUUUACAUUGGCUCAGAAUUUGAAAAAUAAAACUUCCAGUUCAGACAUUAGGACAGUGAUCACAGAAAAGC